ACAUCUAUAGCACAACAAAGAGCUGGUCAAACUAUUUCUUUAUUCAUCAGGCUCAUUUUGGUGCAAUCAUGUCAGUCUCUGGAGCAAGUUCUCUCGGCUGGGCUGCUUCUUCCUCUCAAAAGGCUAGCUACUCACUUGCUCAUGGAGGAUCUUCUGCAGCAGGACUUUCUGCUGGUUUAUCCCGUUUGAGCCUAGGAGGAGGAGGGGGGUUUGGAUUUUCUAGUGGAGGUUUUGGUGCAGGAAUUGGAGGGGGAGCAGGCCUAGGUUUAGGUGCUGGUGGUGCAGGAUUUGGCAGCCUUGGGCUAGGUGUUGGAGGUGGUUAUGGUUUAGGAGGGGGAUUAGGAGGGGGAUUAGGAGGAGGCUUAGGAGGAGGUUUAGGAGGAAGCGCAGCAUUUUCUUUGGGACGCUCUUUGACUGCUGGUGGUCUUAGCUCUACUCUAAAUUUGGGAGCUCCAAGAGUAGCUCCUCAGUUGGUUUCUAGAGCCACAGAGAAACAGACUUUAGCAGGGUUGAAUGAGCGUUUUUACGCUUAUGUGGAGAAAGUAAAGCAGCUUCAACUGGAAAAUCAGACGCUUCAGACUCAGUUGAACCUACUCACAGGGGGCACUUCAGUUUCCUCUUUAGAUCCUUCUGGCCCAGUCAACAUAGAGCUUCAGAUUACAGAUCUGAGAAAUACAGUUGAAACUUUAACCUUGGAAAAUGUUCGAUAUGAGAUUGAACUAGACAACAUUAGAGGUGCUGCAGAAGAACUUAAGACCAAAUAUGAAUUGGAAUUGGGAGUGAAAUACCAGCUGGAAACUGAUAUUGCAGCAAUGAAAAGGGAUAUUGAAGCUGCUUCUGAUUUGCGCUCCACUCUAGAACAAAGGUUUACAGCUGCACUUGAUGACCUAGAAUUUGUAAAGAAGACACAUGAAGAGGAACUAUCUGCUCUUCAAAGUAAGCUGGGAACUACAGUUGAUACUUCAGUGUCUCUCAUCGAAGUGGAUGCAGUUAAAUCAUUUGACCUCACCACAGCACUGAAUAAACUAAGAGGUGAAUAUGAAAAAUCUGUGCAGCAACACAAAGAAGAUGCAGAGGCCUAUUUCAGAACUAAGAUUGAAGAAAUAAACAGUGAAACAGCAAAGAACUCAGAAGUUGUUGUCACAGUAAAAACAGAAAUCAGCAACACAAAGAAAGAGCUACAGUCAUUAAAUACAGAAUUACAGUCCCUUAUUUCAGUGAAUUACGCACUUGAAAGUAACCUGGCUGAGGUUGUAGCUCGGUCCAGUGUGUCAGUGGCUGAGUAUCAGGCACAGAUUACCAGCUAUGAAGCAGCCAUUGAGUCUGCAAAGGUUGAGCUCCACAAGAUAAUUGUGAACUAUCAGGAGUUGCUGGACAUAAAGCAAGCUUUGGAUGUGGAAAUUUCUACCUACAAAAAACUCUUGGAGGGAGAAGACAUCAAAUUUAAUGAUGUGGAGGUCCUGACAGGUGGCACAUUCACUUACUCUUCUGACUCUGGCUUUCAGAAGAAGGACUCCACUACAGAGCUGAUUUGAAUGAUCAAGCCUGGAAGCAUCUUCCCACAAUUCCUUUGAAAUUGGAUCAGUGCAAUAGAAAAAGAAAGCAGUUCCAGUGCCCAAAAAAUCCUUCUGUGUUGCAUGUUUAAUGAAAAUGUAACUUUAGUUUAGUUACUGUUGCGUUUUUCAGCUUUGUGAUUUGCUCUCUCUUUAUUAAUAAAAUCAUCCACAGCAUUUACUAAAAAA
Messenger RNA from Spea bombifrons (plains spadefoot toad), 1742 nucleotides. RefSeq names its product thread biopolymer filament subunit gamma-like. The record is from RefSeq and is a predicted model, not a curated record. The transcript is spliced from 9 exons. NCBI's taxonomy places the organism in Eukaryota, Metazoa, Chordata, Amphibia, Anura, Pelobatidae. The coding region runs from base 69 to 1535 and encodes 488 amino acids. Gene Ontology annotation, molecular function: structural molecule activity.